Thalassophryne amazonica is the source of this 6535-nucleotide messenger RNA. RefSeq names its product dedicator of cytokinesis 1 (gene dock1). Gene Ontology annotation, biological process: small GTPase-mediated signal transduction; cell migration. Lineage: Eukaryota; Metazoa; Chordata; Actinopteri; Batrachoidiformes; Batrachoididae. The record is from RefSeq and is a predicted model, not a curated record. Gene Ontology annotation, cellular component: cytoplasm; plasma membrane. Gene Ontology annotation, molecular function: guanyl-nucleotide exchange factor activity; small GTPase binding.
CACCCCCUGGUGGCGCGUCCUGUCAACGGUGGAAAAUGGCUGCUCGGUGUACUUCUCCAAAGCUGAGAGAAAACUGAACAAAAGUCACAUUGUUACCAAGACCUUACUCUUGGACCUUGUUUAAACGGAAUAAACACCAACACGUGGACUUUCCGGCGCUGAGAAUGUCUCGUUGGGUGCCCUCUAAAAAGGAAAAGUAUGGUGUUGCGAUCUAUAACUAUGACGCCCGGGGAGAGGAAGAGCUGUCGUUGCAGAUUGGAGACACAGUGCACAUACUUGAGACAUAUGAAGAUUGGUACAGAGGACACAGGCUAAGAAGAAAAUCUAAAAAGGGUGUGUUUCCUGCUUGUUAUAUUCAUCUGAAGGAGGCCACAGUUGAGGGCAGUGGGCAAAAAGAGACUGUUAUUCCCACUGAGCUGCCUCUAGUUCAGGAGGUUACCACCACACUUCGGGAGUGGGCUUCAAUAUGGAGGGACCUCUAUGUGGGGGACAAGCGCGAGAUGUUCAAUUGUGUCCGCGACAUGAUCUACGACCUCAUCGAAUGGCGUUCCCAGAUCCUGUCUGGCACCCUCCCACAAGACGAGCUCACCGAACUCAAGCAGAAAGUCACCUCCAAGAUAGACUACGGCAACAAGUACCUGGAUCUGGACCUGGUGGUCAGAGACAGAGAUGGUAACAUCCUGGAUCCAGAGCUCACAAGCACCAUUAGCCUUUUCAGAGCACAUGAAGCAGCUUCCAAGCAAAUUGAGGACAGGAUCCAAGAGGAAAAGUCUCAGAAGCAGAAUAUUGAUCUGAGCAGGCAAGCAAAGUUUGCCUCCACACCAUCAUUUGCCCUCUUCGUGACUUUAAAGAACGUGGUGUGUAAGAUCGGCGAAGAUGCAGAGGUCCUCAUGUCCCUCUAUGACCCAGUGGAGUCAAAGUUCAUCAGUGAAAACUACCUGGUGAAAUGGUCAAGUUCAGGUCUGGUCAAAGAUAUAGAUCAGCUUCAUAAUUUGCGGGCCGUCUUUACGGAUUUAGGCAGUGAAGAUCUGAAGCGAGAGAAGAUCAGUUUUGUGUGUCAGAUUGUCCGAGUGGGGCGCAUGGAGCUGCGAGACAACAACACCAAGAAGCUGACAUCCGGACUGAGGAGGCCGUUUGGAGUAGCAGUAAUGGAUGUCACGGACAUCGUAACAGGCAAAAUGGACGAUGAAGACAAGCAGCAUUUUAUUCCAUUUCAGCCGCUAGCGUUGGAUGACGCCAUUCGCCACAAGCAGCUGAACAUCUCCCGUUUUUCACCCAGGGUGGCAGGAGAGAACGAUUUCCUCCAGACAGUCAUCAACAAAGUCAUCGCCGCCAAAGAGGUCAAUCACAAGGGCCAAGGCCUGUGGGUGACUCUGAAGCUGCUUCCUGGAGACAUCCAUCAGAUAAGGAAGGACUUCCCUCAUUUGGUGGACCGAUCGACAGCCGUGGCUCGGAAGAUGGGCUUUCCUGAGAUCAUCAUGCCAGGUGAUGUACGAAACGACAUCUAUGUUACUUUGGUUCAAGGGGACUUUGAUAAGGGAAACAAGACUACGCCCAAAAACGUGGAGGUGACCAUGUCUGUUUAUGAUGAGGAUGGCAAGAAGCUGGAGCAUGUGAUCUACCCUGGAGCUGGAGAUGAGGGGAUCCAUGAGUACAAGUCUGUCAUCUACUACCAAGUGAAGCAACCGCGGUGGUUUGAAACAAUUAAGGUGGCGAUUCCUAUUGAAGAUGUGAAUCGGAGCCACUUGCGAUUUACCUUCCGCCACCGCUCAUCACAGGACUCAAAAGACAAACCAGAGAAGAUAUUCGCUUUGUCUUUCGUGAAGCUGAUGAGGUAUGACGGAACGACUCUAAGGGACGGCGAGCACGAUCUGAUUGUGUACAAGAUCCCACAAGCAGAGGCAAAGAAGCUGGAGGAUGUGUCACUCUACUUGAACCUACCGUCCACUAAGCUUGAGCUGGAGGAGAAGGGCUACUCCACAGCAGGAAAGAGCGGACAGAAUCUGGGCAAUUGUACCAUCAGCAAGGACUCUUUCCAGAUCUCCACCUUGGUCUGCUCUACCAAGCUCACACAGAAUGUGGAUCUACUUGGCCUGCUGAAGUGGCGCUCCAACACCAGCCUGCUACAGCAGAACCUCCAGCAGCUGAUGAAGGUGGAUGGUGGAGAAGUUGUCAAGUUUCUGCAAGACACUCUGGAUGCUCUCUUCAACAUCAUGAUGGAGAAUUCUGACAGCGACACUUUUGAUACUUUGGUCUUCGACGCCUUGGUGUUUAUAAUUGGACUCAUAGCCGAUAGGAAGUUCCAGCACUUCAACCCUGUUCUCGAAACCUACAUCCGGAAGCACUUCAGUGCCACUUUGGCGUACACGAAGUUGACCAAGGUUUUGAAGAAUUACGUCGACAAUGCUGAGAAGCUAACAGAACAGCUGCUGAAGGCAAUGAAAGCUCUGGAGUACAUCUUCAAGUUCAUCGUUCGCUCCAGGGUCCUCUUCAACCAGCUGUACGAGAACAAAGGAGAGGCCGACUUCACCGAGUCCUUGAGGAACCUUUUCACAUCCUUUAAUGAUAUGAUGAACAGUAAUUCAGAGAACACUGGCAUGGUGAAGGGUGCAGCGCUGAAGUAUAUUCCCACCAUUGUCAAUGAUGUGAAGCUGGUCUUUGAUCCUAAAGAACUAAGCAAGCUGUUCACCGAAUUCAUCCUAAAGGUUCCUCUGGGUCGCCUGGUGAAACAGAAGCUAGACUGUCUGAUUGACAUUGUUCACAGUAACCUCUUCACUCAUCACGAUUGCCGUGAGAUUCUCCUGCCUCUGAUGACAGACCAGCUGAAGUUCCACCUGGACAACUCUGAGGAGCUGAAUGCUUGUUGCCAGCUGCUCAGUGACAUCCUGGAAGUGCUCAACAGGAAGGAUGUGGGUCCGACACAGUGGCACAUCCAGGUCAUCAUGGAGAAGUUGCUGAGGACAGUAAACAGGACGGUCAUAUCCAUGCCCCGCGACUCUCCGCACAUUGGGAGCUUUGUGGCCUAGACUGCCACGCUGAGGCAGAUGGAUGACUAUCAUUAUGCCCAUCUGAUCGGGACCUUUGGCAAGAUAAGGAGUGAUGUGGUGGAUUUCCUAAUGGAAACAUUUAUCAUGUUUAAAAAUCUCAUUGGAGAAAAUGUCUACCCCUCUGACUGGGUCAUAAUGAACAUGAUGCAAAAUAAAGUGUUCCUUCGGGCUAUUAAGCAGUAUGCAGCAGUGCUAAACAAGAAAUUUAUGGAUCAAACCACGUUUGAGCUACAGUUGUGGAACAACUACUUUCACCUGGCUGUAGCAUUCCUUACCCAGGAGUCAUUGCAGCUGGAAAACUUCUCGAGCGACAAAAGAGCCAAAAUCUUCCACAAGUACCAGGAUAUGAGAAGACAAAUUGGCUUUGAAAUCAGGGAUAUGUGGUACAAUCUAGGACCCCACAAGAUCAAAUUCAUUCCGGAGAUGGUGGGUCCCAUCCUGGAGAUGACUCUAGUCCCGGAGAUUGAGUUGCGCAAGGCCACCAUCCCCAUUUUCUUCGACAUGAUGCAGUGUGAAUUCCAUUUCACAUGCAGCUUCCAGCGGUUUGAGAACGAGAUCAUCACCAAGCUGGAUCAUGAGGUGGAGGGGGGCCGCGGAGACGAGCAGUACAAAGUUCUCUUUCAGAAAAUUUUACUGGAGCACUGCAGGAAGCACAUGUAUUUGGCCAAGACGGGCGAGAAUUUUGUGUCUCUUGUGGUGCGUCUGUUGGAGAGGCUGCUGGAUUACAGGACCAUCAUGCACGACGAGAACAAGGAGAACCGCAUGAGCUGCACUGUCAAUGUGCUCAACUUCUACAAAGAGAUAGACAGAGAAGAGAUGUACAUCAGGUACUUGUACAAGCUGUGUGACCUCCACAAAGAGUGUGACAAUUACACUGAGGCUGCCUACACGCUGCUGCUGCACGCCAAACUGCUGAAGUGGUCAGAUGAACUGUGUGCAGCCCACCUUACCCAGAGAGACGGCUACCAGGCCAUCACUCAAGGUCAACUUAAGGACCAGCUCUACCAUCAGAUUAUCAGUUACUUUGACAAGGGCAAGAUGUGGGAGGAAGCGAUCAUUUUGGGAAAGGAACUUGCAGAACAGUAUGAGAAUGAAAUGUUUGACUUUGAGCAGCUUAGUGCAUGUUUGCGAAAACAGGCCCAGUUCUAUGAGAACAUCGUCAAGGUCAUUCGGCCCAAGCUCGACUACUUUGCUGUGGGCUAUUACGGCACAGGGUUCCCCUCCUUCCUCCGUAACAAAAUGUUCAUCUACCGUGGCAAAGAGUACGAGCGCAGAGAAGAUUUGGAAGCACGAUUGCUCACACAGUUUCCCAACGCAGAGAAGAUGAAGACAACCACCACACCCAGCGAGGACACACAGGGUUCUCCUGGACAGUACAUCCAGUGUUUCACAGUCAAGCCCAUCCUUGAUCUGCCUGCCAAAUUCCAAAACAAGGCUGUCUCUGAACAAAUACUGAGCUUCUACACAGUGAAUGAAGUCCAUAAAUUCCAGUAUUCCAGGCCAGUGAGGAAAGGAGAGAAGGACCCCGACAAUGAGUUUGCGACUAUGUGGAUUGAGAGGACCACUUACACAGUCGCAUACAAACUUCCUGGCAUCCUGCGUUGGUUCGAAGUCAAGUCUGUGUCCACAGAGGAGAUCAGUCCGCUGGAGAAUGCUAUGGAAACGAUGCAGCUCACCAAUGAAAAGAUCAGCAGUAUCGUACAGAUGCAUCUCAAUGAUCCCAACCUUUCCAUCAAUCCACUCUCCAUGCUCCUCAAUGGGAUUGUGGACCCGGCUGUCAUGGGAGGUUUUACCAACUAUGAGAAGGCCUUCUUCAAUGACAAGUACAUGCAGGAGCACCCAGAGGACCUUGAGAAAAUAGAGAAAUUGAAAGACCUGAUUGCCUGGCAGAUCCCACAUCUUGCCGAAGGAGUGCGUAUCCACGGAGAGAAGGUUACAGAGGCACUGAGGCCUUUCCACGACCGCAUGGAGGCCUGUUUCAAGCAGCUGAGGGAGAAGGUGGAGAAACAGUAUGGAAUAAAGACACUGCCGGCGGCAGAUGAACGUCGGGGGCCCCGUCCUCCCUCCAUGGUGCGCUCCUUCACGAUGCCCUCCUCCCAGAGGCCUCUGUCAGUGGCUUCAGUCACCUCCAUCUCCUCUGACACCUCCCCCUCCAGGCCCGGCUCAGAUGGCUUUGCCAUGGAGCCUCUCUUGCCAAAGAAACUACACACCAAGUCUCAGGACAAACUAGACCGGGACGAGCCCGAGAGAGAGCGCAAGGACAAAAAGAAGGAGAAGAGGAACAGCAAGCAUCAGGAGGUGUUUGACAAAGAGAUGAAGACCACGGAGAUCGCUCUGCAGCCCGCCGAAGCUGUCAUACUGUCAGAGACGGUCAGCCCCCUGCGACCGCAGAGACCAAGGAGUCAAGUUCUCAUUCCGAUGGGCGUAGAUCGGCGCCUCUCGGUGUCCCCCGGACCUCCUCCUCCUUCCUCCUCCAGUGUCUCUUCAUCCCCGGGGCCUCCACCCAUCACUCCCAGGAGCAAGCUCUCCUAUAACCCGCACACUGCCUCCAAUCCGGAGCUGAACGGGAUGGGCUGCGUUGACAAGGAUAAACCGCCUCCUCCGCUGCCUAUGAAAGGCAGCACGGCUGAUUACGGCAACCUGGUAGAUAAUCAAGACUUGACGAGUCCCUCGACGCCGCCUCCUCCAGCGCUGCAUCAAAGGCCUCCACCUCCCCUGCCAAGCAAGACUCCGCCUCGACCGCCGCCAAAGACCACCAGGAAACAGGCAUCCGUCGAUUCAGGAAUUGUACAGUGAACAAACCCGCUGACAGCAGGACCAAACGCCACACUGACAACACGACAAAAACAUUACCCACACAUCUCUCAGUCCCUGUCCCAGCUUGACAAGAUGAAUACCUCAUUCCAGGCCGUCCCUCUCCUACCAUCUUGUUUUUAUUCUUUGAUGAGGAUGAUGACGGUGUAGUCUCUCGCAGAGAGAGUGUUUGCACCGAUGCGUAAGUUGUUGAAUUUUUAGAUGAUGCCCACAAAGGAUGGCGUCCCACUGCAAGACUUCAUCCUGACACAGGAUUGUGUUCACAUUCUUUCUGACCAACAGCUUUCCAACAGCUCGGAGCUCUGUAACGCAUCCCAUUUAUUCAUAUUGACACUAUGUACAGACAUUUGUAUAUAUGAUUUUAUUUCAGGGUUGUUGUUUUUUAUGUGAUUUGAUCAUGACUGUUUUUAUUUUUAUUAAGGUCUCAUUAGAUUAAGUGGCAUUUGCAUUUUAACAAAAAAAGCUUUUAGGUUUGACAGAUGACACAUUUUGUAUGUGAGCAUGUAUCAAUGAUUGUUAUUGAAAACAGUAGUGCUUUGGUGUGCACAUACAACUAACUCCUUCCACGUUACCGCUGUCCACACUUUGACCUAAAAUUGCUGUAACCUUGGAUUUACAUAACACCAACUACUGACGUGACUUCUGAAUAAACUUUCAAAUGUAUUUUUAAAAAC